Messenger RNA from Protopolystoma xenopodis, 138 nucleotides. Lineage: Eukaryota; Metazoa; Platyhelminthes; Monogenea; Polystomatidea; Polystomatidae. The record is from the annotation of a GenBank genome assembly.
UACUAUGAAUUGGAAUUGCUAACUGGUGGAUUUGUUCGUGUUGGUUGGGCCAAAGUCAGUCUUCCCGCGGAUGCUGUACUUGGCAUCCAUCCCUCCUCCUACGCGUUUGAAGCGCACACGAUUCACUGGUCAGGUUAA